Molecule: messenger RNA, 1672 nt
Organism: Maylandia zebra (zebra mbuna)
Lineage: Eukaryota; Metazoa; Chordata; Actinopteri; Cichliformes; Cichlidae
Product: apoptosis regulator BAX
Biological process (GO): release of cytochrome c from mitochondria; intrinsic apoptotic signaling pathway in response to DNA damage; mitochondrial fusion
Cellular component (GO): mitochondrial outer membrane
Molecular function (GO): channel activity; BH domain binding
Source: RefSeq, a predicted model, not a curated record
UUCAUCGCGGCGCACAAAUGACGGCUCACUUUACCGCGGUAGUAAAAAAAACAAAACGCCAUCACUAACAUCACUUCAAGCGGGCCUUGGGGCAAGUGUCCUGCUUUGACAAUGAUGGUUCGUACGGAGUAUCUGAACUGUGGAAGAACACAAAGUAAAACAGAUAAAUACUCCUCUGUGGGCAGGUUUCUGGGCGAGUAUCUCCAUCUGUGGGAUUUCUGUGAGGCGUGUCUACGGACUGCUGGUCCCGUCGCUACGAUACUUCCGUAUCACUUCCGUGUGCUUCUGUUGAAAGGCGGGUUUCCACAGACUAGGUUUGGCUCCAUGGCUGACGGCCGAGGGGGGCAGAAUCCGGAGCAGGAGCCGAGGGGCGCCGCGGGUGGAGACGAUGUCGUUGAUGAUUCCAUCCUCGAAGAAGGUGCGGUUGUCUUUAGAGGGUAUGUGAUUGCACAUAUAAACACAGAGGAGCCCAGUCGACACGUGACUUCUGAGGAUUUGGGAGGAAGGCCAGAUGAACAACAGGAUCCACAAGUCAAAGAAGUGGUAGAACAGCUGCGCAAGAUAGCCGACAGUUUAAACCGCAAUGCUGAGCUUCAGAGACUGAUAAACCAGGUUCAGGGGAACUGCGUUCAAGAUGUCUUCAUGGCAGUUGCAAGAAACAUCUUUGCUGAUGGCAUCAACUGGGGUCGAGUAGUGGCUCUCUUCCAUCUGGCCUGUAAACUUAUACACAAGGCUAUUACCGCCAAUCACUUAGAGAACAUCCAAAUGAUCAUCAGCUGGGUCCUCCAGGUCAUCAGGGAGCAGGUCUACAGCUGGCUUGUGGCACAAGGGGGCUGGGAGGGGGUGAUCCGUGGUUUCUCUCGAUGGAGGACAGCAGCCAUGGUAGCAUCAGUAGUAUUGGUGGUAGCCUUUGUUUACUACCGGAAAGUACGAUAAAAACAUCGGACCUCACAACCAAGACUGCAGUGCCUUCAUCUGGAUACAGACGGCUUGUUAGGAAAUCAGUCACUCCUCAGCCUCCAUCUCAUUAACAAGAGGAGGUAAAGUACUGUGCUUACAGGGACGGAUCUUCUCUUUUCUCAGGUUUCAAAGAACAAAAGCGCUUUUGCUGCCAGAUGUCCAGUGAGCAUCUCAGCCUUUCUUCACUAGCAGGUGAUCAGUGGCUGCCGUGGAUUUCUGAGCUGCUGUAUCUAACACUGGAGGCUCUCAGCUGUCAGCCGAUGCUGCUGUUGCACCCGAUCUUACCUGAACCACACCUGAGGGAGUUUACAACAACAUAAUUAUCUUAAUUAAGCCAACUGAAUGUGCCAUAGUUUCACCGUAGCUGGUGUCUGAAAUUUGAAUUAUGUUGUAUUCUGUCUCAGACAGUCUUGUCUCUUUAAAGUCUUUUUAUAUACUUGUUUAGGUUUCUAGUAUCAAAGGACGUCAAAUCACACUGUAAAAAAAUGCAAAUGUUCCUUUUAUGGAUUUUAAAAACUGGACAAGAAUCCUCAAAGUGAGUUUUUCUGAAAGACUUCUUCACUGAACUGUUUCAACAAAUAAUUUGAAAUUACAAAGGGGAAAUGUGUUGGUUAAAUAAGCUUUUAUCAAGAAAACAAUGUUUUAACAAAGUGCAAUGGUUUGGAAUAAAUGUAAACCCUAUUUAAUUAAAACUGUAAAAAGAAAUCAUAAA